Messenger RNA from Drosophila grimshawi, 1853 nucleotides. RefSeq names its product mitochondrial sodium/calcium exchanger protein. NCBI's taxonomy places the organism in Eukaryota, Metazoa, Arthropoda, Insecta, Diptera, Drosophilidae. Gene Ontology annotation, cellular component: membrane. The transcript is spliced from 8 exons. Gene Ontology annotation, molecular function: calcium:sodium antiporter activity. The coding region runs from base 6 to 1829 and encodes 607 amino acids. The record is from RefSeq and is a predicted model, not a curated record. Gene Ontology annotation, biological process: intracellular calcium ion homeostasis; monoatomic cation transport; transmembrane transport.
UGUCCAUGAUAGAGGAUCAUUUCAAGUACUUCAAGUCGAAUACGAGUUGCCACAGUCUGUUGCGGAUGCCCUUCGAUUAUCGUUGCAUGAUGGCCAGGGAGCUGCCCAACUGCAAGGAGAUUAUUAGUUAUUUCAACUAUUUCGAGUUGAUCUAUUGCUAUUUUCACAUACACGAAUUGAGAACUGAGACUUGUGUGAUGUUGUUGCUAUCAAUCGCUGCGAUUAUCUACUUUUUUAUCCUCUCCAUCGUUGUGGAUACCUACUUUACGCCCAUUUUGAAGAUACUCUCGAUCAAGCUGCAUAUGAAUGAAUAUUUAGCUGGCGUCACUUUUUUGGCCUUUGCCAAUUCAUCGCCAGACCUGAUUGCCAAUUUGAUGCCAAUCCGAGCGGACGCGGCAAUAUUCACCUGCACAAUUAGCAAUGCUCUGACCAUUGUGCUCCUCUGCGGGGGCAUGAUAUGCUAUUUGAAGCCAUUCAAAAUGGACGGACACAGCACUGUGCGAAAUCUUCUAUUCCUGCUGCUCGGCGUGGAACUGUUGCGUCACAUCAUGUUCAGUGCGCACAGUGUGACCAAGAAGGAGAGCGUAAUUCUACUCUCGCUUUAUGUUAUCUACCUGUUGAUAAAUAUAGCCGAUCUCAUUCUGAUGCGCUACACCAUUAAAAAUCUGCGAGUGGAGAUCGAAGAAUUGAGCAGUCGAAAACUUUCGAUGAAGCACAAACUGCAGCUGAAGAAAAAGAUGAAAUUUCUAGCUGAAUUAGAGUCGAAUGAAAUAAUGAAUUUUCACAAGCGUAAUUCACAAUAUUUUAGCCCACAGCCGUCGAACGCUAAUCCAGUCAGGGAUAUAUUCAGCACUCGCAGAUCCGAUGUCCAGCGUCCAACUCAAAUGGACUUUAAGUCGCAGCGCACAAUUCUGCACAAUGCGAACAACGCGAAGAACGUGUUCCUGCUGCGGGACUUCUUCGAGUCCCUGAAUCCCAUCGAUGCAAUGGAUUGGCAACUGAGUGGAUAUCUCGGCAAGAUACUGAUUGUGUUGAAGUCACCGUUUCUGGUGCUCAUCACGGCAUUUGUGCCCGUUGUGGACUAUGAGCAAUACAAGCAUGGCUGGAGCAAGCUGCUCAACUGCACCCAGAUUGUGACGAAUCCCUUCAUCGUCAUCACGGCAGUCCACUCCAAGUUUGCCAGUGUGUACAGUGGUUGGUACAUUGACUUUAACUACAGUUAUUCCAAGUGGUCUUUGUGCCUGACGAUUCCACUGGCGAUCUGUGUUUUUUUGCAUGCUCGCACCGAUUUGCCACCGCCAUAUCAUAUGCUGUUUAUCACACUGGGCGUAUCGAGCUCGGUUGUGCUGAUCACUUUGUGCGUUGGCGAAAUCGAAAUGCUCAACUCGAUUGUGGGCGUGGUCUUCAAUUUGAGCGAGAAUUUCAUGGACAUCACAUUCGGUUCGAUAACAAAUGCGACUAUCGAUCUGAUGGCUAAUUUUGCGUUAACCAAGCAGGGAUAUGAGAAAAUGGCAUACGCUGCCAUCUGUGCUGGUCCAUUUUUUAGCAUUGUUGUUGGCAUGGGCGUCGCUCUGCUGUUCAAUGUGAAUGCGCAGAAGCCGGGCUCCGACUUUUGGCUGUAUGGCGAGAAUGGCGAUAACUGUUAUAUAUUCGUGCUGAUCACCAUUGUGACCCAAUUGUGGUGGUGUCUAACGGUCAAUUUCUAUGCACGACGAUCGGCUGGCAUUUUUGCUUGGGCGCUGUACGCAGUGUUUCUCAUUUAUGUUGCUGGUGCUGAGUGGGAUCUGGUACAUGACUUUACCAGAGAUUUAUACUUUGAGCCAAAAUAAUGAACACAAAUAAUAAUAUUUUGU